This is a messenger RNA of Leptomonas pyrrhocoris, 2948 nucleotides long. RefSeq lists its product as hypothetical. Lineage: Eukaryota; Euglenozoa; Kinetoplastea; Trypanosomatida; Trypanosomatidae. The record is from RefSeq and is a predicted model, not a curated record. Gene Ontology annotation, molecular function: protein binding. The coding region runs from base 33 to 2948 and encodes 971 amino acids. The transcript has a single exon.
AGCAGCAGUACAUCCUUCCUCUCCAAAUUUAGAUGCUGUCCAGUGCGCUCUCUUCCAGCGUUUUGCCGACCCCGCCGGCGCAGACUCGAUCAUCGCCGCCCGACAAUGCCGUGGGCGACCGCAGGCCACCAAUAAUGCUGCUGCUGCAGCUCCUGCGAUCUCUUCUCUUACACCGACACGAGCACUCCGUCGCAGCAUCAGACGCCGCCGGCGAAGAAUGCGGCGUCAGCAUCCUGCACACCUGCAGUAUCUGCCACCUUGUGCGGCUCCUCUGCCACUGGACGGCGGCGCGGGUCGCCCUGCCAGAGCGGAUGGACGAGCACUUUCUGGUGUUGUGGAUGACACGGCAGCAGCUGCGGUGCGGAGGUGAGUCGUCCGAAGCAGCCUUCGCGGACGAGAGAGAAGAAGACAGCGGUGAUGGUCACGGGAACAGAGAUGCGGCUUCCUUUGAGCCGUCGACUGUUGCUGCGGGGUGCAGUGCAGCGUGCUUGCUGCCUGUGUUCGAUCUCGACAAAGACGCAGCGAGACGGUCGAGUCCAAAGCGGGAGGGUCCUGCAAUGGCUUCAACUGGGCAGUCCAUGCGGAUGCGCGACACAGCGUUUCAACGGCGCAUCGACCUGCUGUUCCAGUCACUGCACGACACAACGGAGGACACGGACGAUCGCGUGGCACGCGCGGUGGCGAGCCCCGUAAAGCAAACUGUAGCCAAAUUGCUUGACGUUUAUCAGACACUGAAGAGUGAUGACAGCUACCUCUUUCAACCCACACAGCUGUCCAACGUGCACGUCGCCCUUCUCCUUCACCUCCACGCUGCGUCACUUACUGAACUCGCUGCACUCGACCUUCUUCGCACCCUCCAGCCGUCGCCGCCGCUUUCCGCGGAGGUUCAACUCAACGCGGUCAUCGAUGCCUUCCACGGGCUUCUCGAUGCUCAGCAGUCGGCUCGGGCUGCUGUUCGCUACUUCAGCUGCUCCCACUGCAACGACCUUCUCCACACGCGCAUUCGGCCUUUACUCGAGGCGCUGACUCGUACGAGCACACCCAGUUCAUCUACGACGUCUUGUUUUCUUCAUCCCCAUGUGGAACUGAGCGCCGACGCGUUGUACUGCGUGUCAGGGCGUGGACUGGUGGCCACAGGCCCACUGCAGGAAGGUGAGCUCCUUCUGCAGGAGGAGUGCAUGCUGGCUUUGCCUGUCGAUGCUCACGAUGAGGGCGGUGUGGUGCAGGGUGGGAGGCAUGCGAAGGGUCUCGCAGACGCACUGGACCACGUACUGCCCGACGUGGAGGAGCCAGCGACAGCAGGGACUUCGUGUUGCGGCGAUACACCCGCAACAGCAGAGGGCGUCGUUGAUUAUCUCACACGUCGUCCCCGGUCCUUCGCCGAAACGUGGUGGUACCGCUGGGCCGUUGUGCUUGGCGACGCGCCGCGACCAGGUGCAGCGAACACACGUAUACCCCUGCGUGAGAGUCUGCGCACGUGCGUGAGGGAUGCUGUUCUCGCAGCGUGCAGCCACACGAGCAAUUCGGCCAGCUCGAGGGAAAGCAGCUCCGUCUCCGAAGGCCCCGCUUCAUCACCUUCAACGCUGCGGUUUGCUUCGGUGCGAGCGGUGGAUGAAUUUCACGCGCCACGGCCACCCCCCGAGAGCGUGUCGCAGCUUUUUUCAAAGGACUUGCUUUUACCAGCGUUGGACCCACUCUUGAGCGACGUGCUCUUCUGCCUUUUGCGCUUCGUGAACCACGCGUGCACGCCGAACGCGGUGGUGGUGUACGACGCUGCUCCGACCAACUCGUGCGCUCUUACUGGCACGCUGGUCGCCCUUCGCGACAUCGCGGCAGGCGAGGAGGUGACCAUCUCCUACCUAGCGGCCACCACCGCGCUGACGGUGUCCCCCGCAGAACUAACGCACGUGCUUGGCUUUGCGUGCUGCUGUGCGCUUUGCACGCAGAAAGCCGCACUGCUGCACGGUGUGGUGUGCGGUGAGUGCAAGCAGCUUGUGUGGACGUCGCCGAGGCAGGAAAGGUCCGCGAAUGCCUCUUCGAAGAACGGAGAAGCAGGUGCCAGCAACACACGUGUGGCAGCCUCUGCCUUCACUCAUUCGAAGGACUGCUCGCAUGCUCGUCAACAGUCUUGCUUAGUGAAUGAGGAUGGUGAUGCCAGUGACGCAGCAGGCGGCACCUCGGGCUUCGUGGCACGGCAGCUACGUCGUCAGCUAGACGGCAUCUCUGCGCAGAUUACCGCCACGGAGUCCCCCGCCGCUGCCCAAGACGCAGACGGCCAGCGCGGCGUUGAUAACGCAGCGGGCGACUGUGCCUGUCCACGCCAUUCUUCCUCCGGUGCGUCUACCGCAAAAGAUCCAUUGGUGGCUGCGGUGCGGCAGCUGGUGGACCUCGACGACUGCGUCUCCCACGCCUUGUUGCCCACGCACCAUCUGCGCCUCCGCACCCGCCUCGAAGCUUUCGCCUACGCGUCAGUCGCACAGGGACUGGGCUCCACUGUCAGCGCACAACUGAUCGAACUGUGCGCGAGCACCAUCGAGGAGCUGGAGGUAUUGCUCGGGCCAAACAACCCGCUGCUGACCGGGCUGCGCAUGCACCUCGUCUUCAGCCGUGGCCGACACGUGCGAGCCGUGCAGGCGGCGGAGGCGGUGGCGCACGGCACCCGGCACGCCGACUGCUGCGGUGCGGUGCGGGAGCAGGCGGCGCUGAUGGAGCUGCCGUUUGUGCUGGAUCCGCUCGUGCGGCGCUGCGUGACGCGGUGCUUUCAGGAGCACUUUGUGCAACUCGUCGGCUGGAAGCUGCCGUUGACGGCAGAUGCGACGGAGGAGGACGUGCUGUGGUCUUUCCUGCGCCGGUAUCCGGUAGAGCUGGAGGCGGCAGGGAUCACAACGCCAGAGCACAUGGAGCUUCUUGCGUGCAUGGCGGACGGCGAGAGUGAGGUGAUGCGAUAG